Messenger RNA from Actinia tenebrosa (Australian red waratah sea anemone), 898 nucleotides. RefSeq lists its product as uncharacterized. NCBI's taxonomy places the organism in Eukaryota, Metazoa, Cnidaria, Anthozoa, Actiniaria, Actiniidae. The record is from RefSeq and is a predicted model, not a curated record.
AUAUUCAUCAUGCGUUUCUCAGUUAUCUUAUUUCUGUCCGUGGUUGUUCCCUGGUGCUUCGUGAAGGCCAAAAAAGUUCCACUUCCACAAGAAUGUCUGCAGGAAUACAAGAAAGUAGUUGCUAGAUAUGGCAGCGAAGAAGGGCAUUGUCUCCGACUUCAGCUGAUUGUCAACUGUUUUUCUAAACGAAGACACGAGACUGGGGAGGUUGUCGACCACAUGCGAUAUCUGUUCGCCCAGGAAUCCUUGUUUGUCAACAAGCUCGGGAUAUGCAACAUUGAUUUGGACGACUUGAAGGAGAUCACUGACAAAACGGAGGUGGCUCAGAAGCAUCGCUAUCUGGACUCUGUAGAUGAUGACAAGUGGGAUGAAUGCGCUGGUAAAGUACACAAAGUGUGCAUCAAGCAAUAUCUCUCCCUGUUGGCCCAAGAACGCAAGGUUUGCAAUGAUGCCCAAGCAUGGAUUGCUUGCUACCCUGAGGAAGCUCAAAAGCAAGGUUGUGAUGCAGAAAUCCUUCAACAUUUUGCCAGCAUGCUUAAAAUAGUUGGAGAAAGUGUUGUUAGGAGUAUCAGAAGAUACAUGGGGGUCGAAUGCUCAAAAAUCGAGCUCUAGUUAUGUGUAUCAUAAAGCUUGUUUGUAACGGUGGGUUCAAAGGAACUUUAGAUAGCAGAUCCAAGUUCUCAAUCCAAUGCAUUUGAAACGCUUUGUUUAUUCUACAUUUUCCAUACAUUGGUUUAAAUAAUGGUCAAAUAUAAAGCAUUCAGUCGUUGUAAAACCCUUUGAAACUAACUCGCAGCCUGGACUGAAUGCUUUGUGUGCGGCUAGAGUUAACUAAUGUAUGGAAAGUGGAAAAUGACUCGUUGUAGUUGAUUAAAUAUUCGCUUUACUUAAAAGUUUU